ACUCCAACUCUCCCGCUCUUCACUCUUCCCCCUGUACAGACACGCAGUGGGCGGCAGAUCUGUAAACCUGCCCGCUAUGUUCAUUUCAUUGACUGACAUAAACGUUAACCUCAUUUAGACAUACUUCUCAUUACUAUUGUUGUUAACAUUCACUUCAUUAUAACCAUUAAUAUUUAUUAGUAUUAUUAUUUGCUGUUCGUCAACUGUACUGCAAGCACACGCAUUCACCAAGUAUAUGUAUAUAUCUAUUUAUAUAUGAAUUUCACAAAUGUUAACGAACAUGUCAUGGUUUAUUAUGUACAUAAAUUUUUAUUUAAAAUUAUAACAAGUUUUGAUUUUUUUUAAAUUCCUGUAUGUGCUUGUAUGUGCUAAACUUUAUACGACACGGAUGCAUUCCAUACAUCCUGAUCUAACUUUGUAUCCUUAUUGUUGUUAUUGUUAUUUUUUUGUUAUCCUUAUUGUUGACAUUGUCCCUUAUUUAUAUUGCUUAUAUUCAUGUAAUCGUCCACGAGGACAGUACUGAUGGUCCUCCGGACCUCUAAGAGGGGGAGCCCUGUGGAGUCCUCAAAAAUAAACUUAUCCAAAUUUUACUACUAUGUAAAUAAUGAACAUAUUGUACACCACUUUGUUUUAACCAGAAACUCUGUACUUUGACUUUACCUCGGGUUUUGAAUAAAUAUACAGCUGUGCCUUCGACUCUCCGUCUUCUCCACCAUCUCAACUGCCGUCGAUCAAUCCUAAUCACCUGCUUUCUAUCUCUGAUUUUUGCAGGAGCACCGUAGUUUCUUCCUACGUACUUUGGUCGACCUCCGGCAACGUUAACAUUGGAGAAUUACUACUGGAGCAGUCUUUCCGCAGCACCUGGAGUCUAUUACGUUUAUUGUGGACUGUGGACCUUUGUAAACUCAAGUAAUCAAACUUUAAUACAUUCUUCCCGUAACUAAACUCAUUUGGUAUUUUAUUUUCUACUUGAAUUUGGGUAACUAAGCUAAUAGAGUGAAAAGGUCCACCACAAUAAUUGGUGAGCCCGUUUCGAACCCUUUUUUAUGGUUAACCCGUUUUCGAACCUUUUUGUUUCGAUAGUUACCUCGUUUUGAACAUUUUUGUUGCUAUUUUGUCCUUAUAAACUCGCACUGCUUUAAUUUUUGUUACCACAAGUUUUUCUAUUUUGUAUAUCUAUAUACUUACAUAUUAUAUGACAAUGGCUCCACCUAAACGUACCACUGUUGCUGAAGAAGGUAAUAAAGGCGAAGAGACACAGAACUCUGCUGUUAACGCCUUGCCGGAUUUAAGACUCCCUCAAUUUGAUCUGGCUGAACCACGUGUCUGGUUCACAAUCAUUGAACAGUUGUUUGCAGCUCGAGGUAUUACGUCGCAGAUCGCCAUGUAUGGUUGCGUAUUAGCAGCAAUUCCCACGGAAGUACUACGAGAGGUUAUCGAUGUCAUAGACAGCAAACCUACAGACUCUCAAUAUGACAAACUAAAAGCUGCACUCAUCCAGCGGACCACUCUCUCCGAUGAGAAACGCAUACAACAACUACUUACUUCGUGUGAUCUAGGUACAAAAAAGCCAUCUCAACUACUUAGACAUAUGCGCCAGUUGAUUGGGUCACACAAAGUAGAUGAGUUAAUUCUACGUCAGAUGUUCUUACAACGUUUACCACAAAAUGUUCAACAAAUCCUAACAAUAUCUUCUAGGACGACAGACCUUGAAGAAUUAGCUAAAAUGGCAGACGAUAUCAUGGAUGUGUUAUCAAAUAAUGGCAUAAAUAGCGUGUCUACCGAGGCAGUACCACCAAGCCCUUCCACAUCUAUGAAGGACGCACCAAUGUUUUGGUUACUUUCCCAGUUAACAUCUCAAAUGCAAGAUUUACGACUGGAAGUGUCCGAGCUUCGAGCACAAAGGAACCAGUCACAUACGGUAUCCAAGCAACGGCGAUCAAGAUCUAGACGACGUUCUAGAACACCGUCUCAAAGCCGUAACAUUUGUUGGUAUCAUAGGAGGUAUGGGCAUAAUGCCCUGAAGUGUAUUCGACCGUGUAUGUACAACAGUAGUAACUCAUCUCAGGGAAACUCCCCAGCCAGACAGUAAUGGCGACGGCUGUUAAUGGCAAUCACCCCAGUCGCCUUUUCUAUGUGAGGGAUUUGACUACCGGCACAUUAUUCUUGGUAGAUACAGGCGCCGAGGUCAGUGUUAUUCCCCCCUCACUAUCCAGGCGAUCAGCCAAAAUACCUGGAAAACUUUCACUUCGUGCUGCCAACCAAACCAACAUACAGACGUAUGGCGAACAGUCAAUGAUUUUAAACUUAGGACUACGCCGACGUUUCACAUGGAUCUUCAUAGUAGCUGACGUACGUCACGCUAUACUAGGUGCAGACUUCCUAAGUCACUUCAAUCUGUUAGUUGAUAUCAGCAAGAAAAAACUGGUUGACAAUUGCACCCAACUCAAGAUCCAUGGUAUUACAUGUGACUACUCGGUUCAUAGCAUCUGUAUAGAAAAGCCGGAGAGUGAAAUGUUCUCUGCUUUAUUGAAACGAUUUCCUAAAAUCCUUAAACCAUCAUACAACGUUGAAGAUAUAUCUCAUACAGUUACGCAUAAGAUCAUCACAACAGGACAACCUGUGAAGGCACGUCCACGACGGUUACCACCCGAUAAACUAGCAGCAGCUAAGUCGGAAUUUGAACAUAUGAUGCAGUUAGGUAUCAUACGACCAUCUAACAGCCCAUGGUCUUCACCUCUGCACAUGGUACCUAAAACUAAUCAUGACUGGCGACCAUGUGGAGAUUAUCGCGCUUUGAAUAACGCUACGGUCCCAGAUCGUUAUCCUAUACCUCAUCUCCACGACUUCUCCUUGACCUUACAUGGAAAGACCGUUUUUACCAAAGUUGACUUGGUCAGGGCAUAUCAUCAAAUACCAGUCGCUCCAGAAGACAUUGCAAAAACAGCAAUUAUUACGCCUUUUGGAUUAUUCGAAUUCUUGAGAAUGCCUUUCGGACUAAAGAAUGCUGCUCAAACAUUUCAGCGUUUUAUGGACCAAGUUACCCAAGGUCUUGAUUUCGUCUUUGUAUAUAUCGACGAUGUCUUAAUUGCCAGCUCAUCGAUGGAAGAACAUAUGCAACACUUAAGCCUGUUAUUUCAAAGGUUUGAACAAUUUGGAGUUGUUAUCAAUCCAAAGAAAUGUAUUUUUGGUUCCCCUUCCAUUGAAUUCUUAGGACAUCGAAUAACUGCCGAAGGCAUCAGACCUACCGAAGAUAAGAUAGAAACUAUUAAGAACUUUCCCGAACCUGAUUCCUUAAAGAAACUUAGACGUUUUCUCGGGAUGUUCAACUUCUACCGACGUUUUAUUCCAUCAUGUGCCUCCAUAGUUCAGCCACUGACCGACCUACUUAGAUGCAAUUCGAAGAAAUUUCAGUGGUCUGAAGAAGCAAAAGCAGCAUUUAAUAAUGCAAAAGAUGCCUUAUCCAACGUUGUAAUGUUAUCUCAUAUCAACCCAGAAGCUUCACUCAUUUUAUGUACAGAUGCAUCGCAGGUAGCAGUGGGAGCAGUUUUACAACAAAAGUUCAAUAAUGACACCACUCCACUUGCUUUCUUCUCCAAGAAGUUGGAACCUGCGCAAACUCGUUACAGUACCUUUGGCAGAGAACUGUUAGCCAUCUACCUAGCAGUGAAACAUUUCAGCUUCUUACUACAAGGUCGACAUUUUACUAUCUUAACCGACCAUAAGCCUCUUUGUUAUGCUUUCACCACUUCGUUGGACAGACACUCUCCGAGAGAAGCCAGACAACUGGAUUACAUCUCACAAUUCUCAACAGACAUCCAGUUCAUCAAAGGAGAUUCUAAUAUCGUAGCCGAUUCUUUGUCUCGAUGUGACGUUAAUCACCUAUCUUCGAUAGAUAUUAGCUUAGACAAUAUUGCCAAGCUGCAGAAAAAUGACGCCGAACUCCAUACUUGUAGACGAAACUCCUCCCUACAGUUGCAGGAUGUACCUAUUCCCCUGUCUGAUACAACUAUCGUCUGCGACGUUUCAACGGGAGUUCAUAGACCUUUUGUUCCACUAAGUUGUCGAAAAACUUUGUUUGAACAUCUACAUUCAUUGUCUCAUCCUGGAGUGCGUGCUACAGUCAAGUUGAUCAGCGAGCGUUUUGUUUGGCCCAAGAUGAACUCCGAUAUUCGGAAAUGGGCCCGCCAAUGCUUGCAAUGUCAAAGAUCCAAGGUACAUCAUCACACCGUCACACCUCCAAAACAGUUCAAUUUACCCGAUAAACGAUUUCAACACGUUCAUAUAGAUGUUGUUGGACCAUUACCGCCAUCCAGAGGAUUUACUCAUAUACUUACUGCGAUUGAUCGAUUUACCCGAUGGGCUAUUGCUUGUCCACUCAACGAUAUAUCUGCAGAAAAUAUCGCUUUGGUUUUCUUAGAUCGCUGGGUGUCAAACUAUGGAGUACCCACAACUAUUACAACAGAUCGAGGAGCUCAAUUUCAAUCAACUCUGUUUCGAGAGUUUACGAGACUCCUUGGAGUGAACCAUAUCUCCACUACAGCUUAUCAUCCUGCAGCGAAUGGUCUGGUGGAACGUUUCCAUCGACAACUGAAAAGCUCGCUUAUGGCACAAGCUGACUCAUCUAAGUGGAGUGAACACCUACCAUUAGUUCUUCUCAGUAUCCGAUCAACUGUAAAAGAAGAUUUGGGAUGUACACCAGCUCAACUUGUGUAUGGUACUACCCUCACAUUGCCUGGUCAGUUAGUUCCGUCUAAUGAUUCAACUGAAGUAAAUAUCUCCGACUUCACCAACCGCCUUACCCAGCAUAUGCUUCAGCUUAGACCAGUAGCCCCUCGCCAAUCACUUCAGAAAGCUCAAGUAAAUAAGAACCUACUCACUAGCAAAUUUGUAUUUGUUCGCGUCGAUGCCAUUAGAAAAGGUCUACAACAUCCAUAUGAAGGUCCUUUUCUAGUACUUAAACGCACCGAAAAAUACUUCACGCUGAACAAACAUGGUAAACCGGAGACUGUUUCUAUCGACCGUCUUAAACCAGCGUACACCGACAGCGAACAUGAAACACUAGCAACGCCGACACCAAUAAACAAUCAGCAAGUCAAUGCAACUCCAACUCUCCCGCUCUUCACUCUUCCCCCUGUACAGACACGCAGUGGGCGGCAGAUCUGUAAACCUGCCCGCUAUGUUCAUUUUAUUGACUGACAUAAACGUUAACCUCAUUUAGACAUACUUCUCAUUACUAUUGUUGUUAACAUUCACUUCAUUAUAACCAUUAAUAUUUAUUAGUAUUAUUAUUUGCUGUUCGUCAACUGUACUGCAAGCACACGCAUUCACCAAGUAUAUGUAUAUAUCUAUUUAUAUAUGAAUUUCACAAAUGUUAACGAACAUGUCAUGGUUUAUUAUGUACAUAAAUUUUUUAUUUAAAAUUACAACAAGUUUUGAUUUUUUUUAAAUUCCUG
Molecule: messenger RNA, 5456 nt
Organism: Trichobilharzia regenti
Lineage: Eukaryota; Metazoa; Platyhelminthes; Trematoda; Strigeidida; Schistosomatidae
Source: the annotation of a GenBank genome assembly